This is a messenger RNA of Rubroshorea leprosula, 768 nucleotides long. The record is from the annotation of a GenBank genome assembly. NCBI's taxonomy places the organism in Eukaryota, Viridiplantae, Streptophyta, Magnoliopsida, Malvales, Dipterocarpaceae.
AGAUCUGCUGCUUCCUUCUCCCAUCACCCGGGGAAAAACUGACGGCUGAAAGAGGAAGAUAGGAAAUGGCUUCCUGGCAUUCAGUUCCGCUGGAAAUCACAUUCGAAGUCCCCGGAUGGCUAGCGUUCGUUUCUUGGUCAAUCAGUUUCUACCCUCAACUUGAAUUUCCGUCGGAAAAGGCAGUGUUUAACUUUACACGGACGAGCACUGAGGGAUUCAGCAUGGGAAACAUUUUACUUGAUUUUACUGGAGGCUUAGCAAAUCAUAUGCACAGAUGGCCAUGCAGUCUAUGGAUCAAAGUUCUUUGGUAGGGAAGACGCUGCUAUCACUGGUGGCAGUAUCCUUUGACAUUCUUUUCAUGCUUCAACAUUACGUGUUAUAUCCAACCAAGAGCACUGAACUCUCUGUUAAACUCAAUGGAGAGGGUAAGGAGCUGCUUAUCAAGUCUUCUGAUGAACCAACAUCCAAGAACGUUUAGGGAAUGUAAUUCAUUCCGCAGGUAUCGAUAUCCUUUGACAUUCUUUUCUUGCUCCAUCAUUAUGUGUUAUAUCCACCCAAGAGCACUGAACUCACUCCAAGUCUCCAACAUUGUGUGUUAUAUCAGGUCUUCUGAUCAACCCACAUUAAAGAACGUUUUGGACUUUAUUUUAUAUUGAUGAACCAUAAUAGUGGUGUAUCCAGAAAGCAUUCAGUUUGAUCUUUUUCAUCUUGUUGUAAUUAGUUUGUUAAUCCCAUUUCAUGUAUAGAAAAUCAAACAGCUAAUUAUUU